AGGAUGCAGAGAUUGUUAGAACCCGGGACCCGCAGCUUUUAUCGCAGUGUGAUGUAGUUGUCGAUGUGGGCGGCGAGUAUGACCCUUCCCGGAACCGCUACGACCACCAUCAAAGAUCUUUCUGUGAAACCAUGAACAGCCUAUAUCCUGACAAGCCGUGGGUUACCAAGCUGAGCAGCGCUGGCCUGGUAUAUGCCCACUUUGGCACACAGAUACUAGCCACGCUCCUGGGAACCGAUGAGGAGGACCCUAUUAUACCAGUCCUAUAUGACAAGAUGUAUGAGAACUUUGUUGAAGAAAUCGAUGCUAUAGACAAUGGAGUAUCCCAGUUUGAUGGGGAGCAGAGAUACAACAUUACCACCAACCUGAGCUCCCGAGUUGGACAUCUCAACCCACGCUGGAAUGAACCUGAUCAGGACACAGAAGCUGGAUUUAAGAAGGCGAUGGAACUGGCAGGGACAGAGUUUGUGUCACGCUUGGACUUUUACCACCGUUCUUGGCUGCCGGCUCGAUCUUUGGUGGAAGAAGCCAUCAGGCAGCAAUUCCAGGUUCAGUAG
This is a messenger RNA of Bufo bufo (common toad), 557 nucleotides long. RefSeq names its product MYG1 exonuclease-like. The transcript is spliced from 4 exons. Lineage: Eukaryota; Metazoa; Chordata; Amphibia; Anura; Bufonidae. Gene Ontology annotation, cellular component: nucleus; cytoplasm. The record is from RefSeq and is a predicted model, not a curated record. Bases 132 to 557 code for a protein of 141 amino acids.